Fraxinus pennsylvanica is the source of this 993-nucleotide messenger RNA. The record is from the annotation of a GenBank genome assembly. NCBI's taxonomy places the organism in Eukaryota, Viridiplantae, Streptophyta, Magnoliopsida, Lamiales, Oleaceae.
AUGGGUGACAUUUCUUUCUCUAAUGGCAUGAGUAAUGGGAAUGGGAAUGCAGUGGGAUUCCAAAGAAAGAGCUGUUGGUAUGAAGAAGAGAUUGAAGAGAACUUGAGAUGGUGCUUUGCUCUAAAUAGUAUUUUGCAUACAGGUGCCAGUCAGUACCAGGACAUUCAACUUUUGGAUACAAAGCCUUUUGGGAAGGCUCUAGUGAUUGAUGGAAAGCUUCAAAGUGCAGAGAUUGAUGAAUUUGUCUAUCAUGAAUCUCUUGUCCAUCCACCACUUCUUACUCAUCCCAAUCCGAAAACAAUAUUUAUUAUGGGGGGAGGUGAAGGAUCCACCGCAAGAGAAAUACUUAGACACAAGACAGUGCAGAAGCUUGUCAUGUGUGACAUUGAUCAGGAAGUGGUCGAGUUCUGUAAAUCAUACUUGACGGUUAAUAGAGAAGCUUUUUGUGACCCUAGACUAAAGCUCAUCAUCAAUGAUGCAAGGGCUGAGCUUGAACAAAGAGAAGAACUCUAUGAUGUGAUCAUAGGAGACUUAGCAGAUCCAAUAGAAGGUGGCCCCUGCUACCAACUCUACACCAAAUCCUUCUAUGAAUUCACAGUUAAACCAAGGCUCAAUAAGGGUGGCAUUUUUGUCACACAGGCAGGACCAGCCGGAAUCUUCAGCCACACAGAAGUGUUUUCUUGCAUCUACAACACUCUGAGGCAGGUUUUCUCCUACGUUGUGCCUUAUUCAGCUCACAUUCCUUCAUAUGCUGACACAUGGGGAUGGAUCAUGGCAUCAGAUUUCCCAUUGAUGCUGAAUGCUGAUGAAUUAGACCUGAGAAUCAAACAGAGGAUCGAAGGGGAGAGUAGAUAUAUUGAUGGCAAAACAUUCACAUCAGCAUCUACCUUGAGCAAAGCUGUUCGAAAUUCGUUGGAUAAUGAGACUCAUGUUUACACAGAAGGAAAUGCAAGGUUUAUAUAUGGCCAUGGAGCUGCCUACAAACACAACUAA